AUGAAGCUUGCUACCCUCGCUCCUUUGGCUAUCGCCUUGGCAUCCACCACCUUCGCAUGGAUCGUGAAUGACUACGCGGACGUAACAGACUGCAACAUUAUCAACACAAACGCAGUCUUCCGGUCAUACGAAGGGACCGAUUCCAAUGCAUGCCACAACUUUGGUGCAGGCGAGUCCGGCUCUACUUGUUCGCAGCAUACCAUGGAAGUAGAGGAAAACUGCACGGAUGACUUGCUUAUUUCUGGGAGUGUCCUCGUUCGAGACUCCCCUCAGUGCGAGUUCUUCACCGCGAGUGACUGUGCGGGAUCUGCUCGUGUUAUUGCGUCUGGAAAUUGCCUGACUGGCGAAUACGCUUCUUUCUCUUGCGUAAGUGAGCUUCUACUCGAGAGUGUAAGUCGAUGA
Messenger RNA from Penicillium longicatenatum, 402 nucleotides. RefSeq lists its product as uncharacterized. Lineage: Eukaryota; Fungi; Ascomycota; Eurotiomycetes; Eurotiales; Aspergillaceae. The record is from RefSeq and is a predicted model, not a curated record. The coding region runs from base 1 to 402 and encodes 133 amino acids. The transcript has a single exon.